GUCUUCCAUCACUGUUAGAAUUUCUCACAGUGUGAAGAGAACUGCAGAGAAAUUAGAUUGACCCUUUGGAUUCUCUCGAUUACCAAAAAUCUAGGGUUUUGUUUCUGCCCCAGAGCAAGGAAUAAAGGGACCUUUACUUCUAUAAGGAAUUCGGGAGGUAUGCAGUCAAAAUCAGAAAAUGCAAAUCGGCUAGACCUUGGUUCACAUGCCAUUCCGCCGUCAAGCGUCUAUCCUGAACCUUGGUGGCGGAACAUUGGGUACAAUCCCAUCUCCCCGGCUGUGACAGGGGGGAAUGUAUCCAAUUCAUCGUCUUUGGAAUGCCCAAAUGCUCGUUCAGAUUCCAAUGAUGGUCAUUCACUGUCAAAUAAUGAACUGAAUGAGGAAGAUGACGAUGCCACCAAAGAAUCACAAAAUACUACGUAUUCACGAUCAGCAGGAAAUUAUGGACAAGAACACCAAAAUGUGCAGCAUGUUACGUCAACUGCACCUUCUAUGCGUGAUGAAUGCCUUACACAACCUGCACAGCUUGAACUUGUUGGUCACUCAAUUGCAUGUGCAUCAAAUCCAUAUCAGGAUCCAUAUUACGGGGGAAUGAUGGCAGCUUAUGGGCAUCAACCUUAUGGUUAUCCUCCUUUUCUUGGAAUGCCUCAUGCUAGGAUGCCUUUGCCCCUCGAGAUGGCACAAGAGCCUGUUUAUGUGAAUGCCAAACAGUACCAAGGUAUUCUGAGGCGGAGACAGGCACGUGCUAAAGCCGAGCUUGAAAAGAAGUUGAUAAAGGCUAGAAAGCCAUAUCUCCAUGAAUCUCGGCACCAGCAUGCUAUGAGAAGGGCCAGGGGGAGCGGAGGACGGUUUGCAAAGAAAGGUGAUGUUGAUUCUUCGAACCAUGAUGCCAAAGAAAAGGGCAUAGGUUCUGGGCCAGCUCUCUCAUCACAGUCUGCAAGUUCAUCUGGUUCGGAACCGUUGCUUACUGAUUCUGCCGAAACAUGGAAUUCCUCCCAUGGGCAACAGGGAGGGAGGCAUGAUGCAUCUGAAGCUCAAAAUUAUGUAAAUGGUGGUGACCACUACCAAAAUCACAACGGCUUGAAGGCCUCAUCAUAUCUGCAUGCUGGCGAAAGAGGUGAGGAAGGAGACUGUUCAGGCCAGCAAUGGGGAAGCAUCUCUUCUAAGCAGUCCUCACAAAGGCGUCUUGCCAUACAAUGAAUCCCUGCAGAAGUUGGGUGUCAAUAUGGAGGAUUAGAACCCCACCCUGAUGGAACAGGAUGUAUUUCCUGUAUAUCUGUUGAUAGCAUUCUUGGCAAUUUGUAUGCCAGGCGGCAAAUCAUUCUUGGCUUUUAUAUUAUGCAUGUGACAUGGAUGAAAGGGUGGAGAAGAGAUGAUGAGUGGGCCAUGUUGUGGCUUCUCAAAAGGUUUCCAGUGUUUCAUCCCAUCCUCUUCUUUCAUAUGGCUGUUUGUACAGAGUUAGAGAUUAGACGACUCAAAGUUUGCCUCUUAAACUAUGGGUUAAUGUAGAAACCAUCUUGUUUGAUAGGAGGCUUGAUCAUCUUUGUGUACUUUUAAGUUAAUGUUGCUCAUAGGAUUUGAAUUGUGGCAUAUCUUGCAAAACUUUGAAGGCUUCGAAAUAUUUGAUUUUCAUCCA
Molecule: messenger RNA, 1636 nt
Organism: Juglans regia (Persian walnut)
Lineage: Eukaryota; Viridiplantae; Streptophyta; Magnoliopsida; Fagales; Juglandaceae
Product: nuclear transcription factor Y subunit A-1
Exons: 6
Coding region: 160-1200 (346 amino acids)
Biological process (GO): regulation of transcription by RNA polymerase II
Cellular component (GO): CCAAT-binding factor complex
Molecular function (GO): DNA-binding transcription factor activity, RNA polymerase II-specific; RNA polymerase II cis-regulatory region sequence-specific DNA binding
Source: RefSeq, a predicted model, not a curated record